Molecule: messenger RNA, 1332 nt
Organism: Gregarina niphandrodes
Lineage: Eukaryota; Apicomplexa; Conoidasida; Eugregarinorida; Gregarinidae
Product: chitinase
Exons: 1
Coding region: 1-1332 (443 amino acids)
Biological process (GO): carbohydrate metabolic process
Molecular function (GO): hydrolase activity, hydrolyzing O-glycosyl compounds
Source: RefSeq, a predicted model, not a curated record
AUGAGACCUUUUAUUACGACUACCAUAUUGGGAUUGACCGCGUUUGCCGGAGAACGUGUUCCGGUUUACGUCUACGUUGAUGAUUGGAACUACACUGGGUCUGCACUUACUGACGAGUUGUACAAGCUGUCUCAGCUUGGAGUGAGCACGAUUCUGCUUGCUUUCCACCUUGUCGGGAAUGCGCAGUUUCCAGCGAAUGUUGCUGACACGGUUGCUGCCUGGGCUGCGUUGUCGGAAUCUGAUCGUCAGGCCUUCGUUGAUAAGCUGCACGCUAACGGGACUAAGUUGAUGAUCUCGUCGGGAGGCGAAUCUGAGGGUCUGAAUUGGAAGGCCGUGGAUGCUACGACGUACGGUACUGAUCUCUGCAAUUUGAUGAAGAGCUUGAAUGUUGAUGGCGUUGAUUUCGACAAGGAGGGCUUCGGUUAUACUGACACCAGUAUUUUGGACUGGGUGAGCAAAGCUACCAUCGCUUGCCGCUCGGUAUGGCCGGAAGGCGUUAUCACUUCAGCUCCUCAAUCACCUCACAUGAACCCCAUUCCGGACAGCUGGGCCGAUCUGUCGAAGAUGAGCGCCGAUCAUGACCACUAUCUGAUCCAAUAUUACAACCAAGGAACUUGGACGAAGGAUACUACAUACAGCGGGCUGUUCGAAGGCAACGGCGUAGGUGCUAUUAACGAGUUGUAUGCCAGAUACCCGAAUGCCCCGAAGGACAGGUAUGUGGUGGGCAAGCCUCUUCGAGUUGGAGACGCCAGUGCUGACAGUUAUGUACCCAUUCCGCAGUUGCGCGAGUUCAUUUGCAAGGCUUGGAAAGAGAUGGGAUACAGAGGGGGUGUCAUGUUCUGGAAGGCCCAUCUCGGUGAAGAUAACAGUGACCUCGGUGUGAUGGCUGCACCUUGUGACGGGUCUUCUGGUGACAACAACAACACCACUCCUAGACCAGUGACUACUGCUGCCACCACCCCUAGACCAGUGACUACUGCUGCCACCACUCCUAGACCAGUGACUACUGCUGCCACCACUCCUAGACCAGUAACUCCGCGUCCUACCACUACGGCCCGCCCUACCACUCCUCCCCGUCCUACCACUACUCCUCGUCCUACCACUACUCCUGGCCCCGUGACGACCCAGGGAGGUAAUUCGAGUGGAGGAAACUUGAUCUCUGGCUGCCAGUCGAUGCUGACUUCUGCGGGUCACUGGGUUGAUACCUGCAAAGCCUUCUGCGCAUCUUAUGCACCCGGUGGUGAACUCGCCCCGUGGUGCCCGGGGGUAACCACGGCUGAUGCUCUGGCAAAAUGCGUUAUCAGCCAACAGACAUACUGCCAAAUUGCGUAG